GUGUUGAACUAGAAUGUGAAAUUUUCAAAAGAUUUUUCGUACUUUGUGUUUUUAAUUUGAUUGGACUGUGGUACUGAGUUUGUUUCGAGGAAACUGUGUAGUUCUUCAUUUGGGGACGGUUAAAUUUUGCGAAAAGUAGAUGUUGUGGUUACCGGCCGCGGUCUGCAUUACCGGCAUUUUUGCAGUUUCAAAUCAUGGCCGAUUCUAUCGAAUUGCGUAUGAGUGUUACGUCUAUCAAAAGAGUUGAUCCAUAUGUGAAAGAUAUUUUAGCGACUGCUACACACGUUGCUUUAUACAAAUUCAACACCUCGACCAACGAAUGGGAGAAAACCGACACUGAAGGCGCUUUGUUUAUCUACAGCAGAAAUGGAGAGCCGUUUCACAGUAUUAUGGUUAUGAACCGACUCAACACAAACAAUGUGAUAGAACCAAUUGUGAAAGACUUUGACUAUCAGAUGCAAAUACCGUUUCUGCUCUACAGGAAUUCAAAAAGCAAAAUAUUUGGCAUCUGGUUCUUCAACCGUGAAGAGUGUGUGCACAUUACCUAUUUAAUUGAAACAGUGAUGGAGAGUCUCAAAGACAAGUCGAACGAGAGGUCGAAGAAGCAGGAGAACGGCGUUGACAUUUUCAGUCUUCUCUCGAAGGCGCAGGAAGACUUCAAUAAAACGCCGACGAAGCAAGAAUCGGUUCCGCCGGCGUUUUCUACACCUAGGGAUUGUACUUCAAAAAGUGUUAUGGACUUUUUUGCUAAAGCCAGCACCAAGUCAACACAUCAAACGCCCAUUGUGACGGGGGGCGACGGAGAGAACGUGUUACAGAGGCUGAUGUCCAACCCGGCUCACACGGUUGAACACAUUGAGAAGCAGCAGAGGUCUAUCACUCCACAGGAGCAGGUACCUUUACGCCACAAAAUAAACGCAGACAGGCGCAGCGUUCCGAUCUCAUUCCCCAGCACUAGCAACACAGUUGACCGAAAAGACCAAGAAAAUCGAAUGAGUUUUAUGGGGGUUUCACCCCCCAACCAGGCUUAUCAAGGUUCAUCGCCUUUGGCAUUCCUUCUGCAAGGGCCAAGUCAAUUGCAACAACCUGAAGAAUCUGAUGCAAUGAGGACUUCGCCCUUUGCACAAUUCCUAGACAACGCGCAGAAACCGCAACUGAUGACUCCGAUGAUGUUCACAACUCCGACAAACACAGAGAAGUUGGACAACAGCAAGACCGAACCUAAAAUCGAAAAUAUCGAUCUCUUGACGGAAAAGCAGCUAGCACAAGCUCUUAUUCAUUUGUUGAAAACUAAUUCGAAUUUUACCAGACAGAUACACGAAGCGUAUGUUAAUUCGAUCAUGGAAAGGGUGAAUUGUAACAGUAAUUCGCUUAUUUAAGUUUGAUGUUUUUUAUGUUGGACACAGUCUUGAUAGAGUCAAGGCUAUCCCGAAUGCCUUAAAUUAUUAGAUUUUAAUAACGACAUUCUUUCCUCGUUGUUUGACUGAAGAAGGGUUUUAAUACGUAAGUAAAAGUUCGAUUUCAAACAACACAUUGUGUCGUGCAAUGAUGUCUUCUAUAACCUAACUAAAUCGCUGGUAUUUAGACUUCAGUAUCAAAAAGAAGUAAACUUAGAACUUGUUGUAACGUAUAUACAGUUACAUGAUUGUGAUACAUAGACAUACAUGUUUAGGAUUUGAAAACUCAAUAACUUUGCUAUUAAUAUAGUUUAGACGAUUAAACGUGCAUGUAGUUGGAAUGAACUGUUUGGUUUUGUUUUUUAUUUUCUUUUACUUCUUUCUAGUCAUUUAUCUGUUUUAAUAUCCGAAGAGGAAAUCAUUUUGUUUCAUGUCGUCUAUAAAUAGCGCCCGAUUAAUAAUAUACAAUGUUCUCAGUUAAGCCCACUCAAAGAACUAUAUUUGUAGCAAAACGUAUUUCAAUCUCAUAGAUGUAUAUUUUUAAGCAAAAGUAUAUAAAUUCACGCUGUAAUGUUGUUGUCAACAGAAUUGUCAUCUUUGUUGAUUUAUAUUUUUUUACUUGAAUGAAUCUGUACUACCACUUCCCAGUUUCCAGGUCAUUUGAACUUGUCUCACUUUGUUGAGUAAAACCUUUUUUUAAAUAAAGACGUUACAUCUGA
Messenger RNA from Tribolium castaneum (red flour beetle), 2116 nucleotides. RefSeq names its product Decapping protein 1 (gene DCP1). NCBI's taxonomy places the organism in Eukaryota, Metazoa, Arthropoda, Insecta, Coleoptera, Tenebrionidae. The transcript has 2 exons. Gene Ontology annotation, biological process: deadenylation-independent decapping of nuclear-transcribed mRNA; deadenylation-dependent decapping of nuclear-transcribed mRNA; positive regulation of catalytic activity. Gene Ontology annotation, molecular function: enzyme activator activity; mRNA binding. The coding region runs from base 195 to 1379 and encodes 394 amino acids. Gene Ontology annotation, cellular component: P-body. The record is from RefSeq and is a predicted model, not a curated record.